AUUUUAAUAAAUUAGCAAUUUGCCGCCUUAUUGAAUUUUCUUGUAAAUUGCUACAUUUUUAUUUUAAUAAUGAUACACGAUAUUGUGUUAUCUUGCCUUAAUUUGCACUCUAAACAAUUGCCGAUUGAAGAGUUUUUGGUCUCCGAUGCAGUCAGUACAUUUUUUCAUCCUUGCGAAAAGAAGUUAUUGGAAGAUAUUGUUGGAAUCAUAAAUUUGUUGCGUGAAAUCGCAAAAUUUUCGAAAAUUUAUGGAACAAAUCAAAACAUUCAUUUGAAUGCUGCCGUUGUCGACACAGAUGAACCCUUACAAAGUGGCCUUUAUUUAAAGGCUUUCGCAAAUGGAAUUGAAAGUGUACUAGAUGAUUACUUAAAUAACAUUACUGAACUUGAAAGCAGAUACUUACAAAAUCCUUGUCAAUCUUUAAUGUUUAUAUAUCAGAAGUUACAGGAAUAUGAACCGUUAGCAUUAUAUUUAAGCAAGUUAAUACGUGGGAUUCGAAUACAAAAACUCCAUGGCUGCGCAAUUAUACAAUAUUUGCAACAGAAUUCUCUGCAUGGUGAUGACCGCAUCAAUAAAGCUGUCAAAAGAAUUCAAUCAUCCGUGAAUGUAGUGUUUCUCAAGCAACUUACUCAUUGGAUAUUGUAUGCUAAAAUUGUUGAUUCAUAUGGGGAAUUUUUUAUUCAAUGUGCAGAAAAUCAUUGCAAUAGUACCAUUGAAAGUGAAAGAGGAACAAGUGCAGGUAGCGGAAAAAAUCCAGCAACAUCGAUGUCGGAGGUAGCCAGCAAUUAUACUGAUAUUUGGCGAUAUGAGAUAUGUUACGAAUUUCUGCCACACUAUUUGUCAUCCAGUUGGGCUGAAAAAGUUCUGUUUAUUGGUCAAACCGUUCUUAUAUUUAAAGUAGAUGCCAAUAAAUUAAAUAAAAAUGCUCAGACGUGGAAUAAAAGCGAAAGUAAUUUCGUUUGUCGCGAACAAUCAUUGUGGAACGAAAAGGAACAUAUUUAUUUUGCUAAAAUUCAAGCUCUUCAAAAUGAUUCGGAAUUGAAUAUUUCACACUAUGAUCGUGUUAUAGAUGAAAUAAAAAGCUAUGUAACUUCAAGGCUUUCAGAAAUUGCAGUCAACCAAGCGGACCUAGUCCAACAGUUAAAACUAAUAAAAGAUUUUUAUUUGCUUGGCCGAGGCGAAUUGUUUUUAGAAUUUAUUCGUCAAACUUAUAUAAUUAAUAAAGAUGCUGAUAAUGAAAAUAAACUUCGAGAUUUCGUCAAAGCAUUUGAGUCGGCAGCACAUGGAGUUGGUGUAUCUGAAGACCUGGAACAAUUUUCUCUCUGUAUUCCGAAGUCCCCCUUCGAUUCGGAUGAGCCACAAGAAUUUGGUUAUCUGCAAUUAGUACAUCUACAAUACAAAAUCAAUUGGCCCUUGCAUUUACUGUUCUCGCCCAAGGUACUCGAACGCUACAAUAUACUUUUCAGAUUUUUGUUGCUGAUAAAGAAAAUGCAAUAUGAAUUACACAUGCUGUGGUGCCAACAUACAAGAGAAACUAAGCUUAAUAAGCAUCAAAACAUUAAAGUAAUGCAUUUAAGAAAUGAAUUAAUGUUUUUCGUCGAUAACUUGCAGUAUUACAUACAAGUCGAUGUACUUGAAAGUCAGUUUAGUAUUCUAUUAAAUACUAUACUUAACAAGGCAGAUUUUGAGCAAAUUCAAAGAUCACACAGCAUAUUUCAAGCAAAUAUUCUAUCAUUAUGCUUCCUUCUAACUGAUGAGGAUGCUACCAAAGUCAGCAUGCUGCAGUCGUCAUCGCUACAUUCAAAUAAUCCAGUUUAUUUAAUAAUCAAUGAGAUUUUCCACAUAUGCGAAGACUUCUGCGCUUUAGUCGACACUCACAGAAUAGAUGAAAUGCUAAAUUCCAAGAUUGAUGAACUAGAUGAACGAUUUGGAAGUUUAAUACAGCAGCUUAUAAAUUUAUUAGUGGGUUUAAAGACGGCUCCAAGCACAACACCGUUAUCUCAGCUUUUACUACGACUGGAUUUCAACCACUGGUUUAGCAUCAAGAAAAAGCACAGUGAAUAUGAAUAACAUUCGCGUUUAAUAUUUAUUUUUAUUUAUUUAUUUUGUUAUUAUUAAAUAUCUAACAAUGAAUAAAAGUGCUUAAAAAUUAUA
This is a messenger RNA of Calliphora vicina (urban bluebottle blowfly), 2154 nucleotides long. RefSeq names its product gamma-tubulin complex component 4 (gene Grip75). The transcript has 10 exons. The coding region runs from base 70 to 2070 and encodes 666 amino acids. Gene Ontology annotation, cellular component: gamma-tubulin complex; centrosome; spindle pole. Gene Ontology annotation, biological process: meiotic cell cycle; microtubule nucleation; spindle assembly. Gene Ontology annotation, molecular function: gamma-tubulin binding; microtubule minus-end binding. Lineage: Eukaryota; Metazoa; Arthropoda; Insecta; Diptera; Calliphoridae. The record is from RefSeq and is a predicted model, not a curated record.